Penicillium alfredii is the source of this 2760-nucleotide messenger RNA. Its product is annotated as proteasome regulatory particle base subunit RPN1. Gene Ontology annotation, biological process: regulation of protein catabolic process; proteasome-mediated ubiquitin-dependent protein catabolic process. The record is from RefSeq and is a predicted model, not a curated record. NCBI's taxonomy places the organism in Eukaryota, Fungi, Ascomycota, Eurotiomycetes, Eurotiales, Aspergillaceae. Gene Ontology annotation, molecular function: enzyme regulator activity. Gene Ontology annotation, cellular component: proteasome storage granule; proteasome regulatory particle, base subcomplex; nucleus. The transcript has 5 exons. Bases 1 to 2760 code for a protein of 919 amino acids.
AUGACGAACGAGGGCGAACGGUCAACCGCCGACAAGGGCAAGGGCAAGGUUGAUGAUGUUCGCGAGCUGAAUGGCAAGAAGCCCCAAAAGGAUGAGAAGACGGCAGCAGAUGGAAAGAAAGCGGAUGAGGAGCCUCAGGAAGGAUCCCUCUCGCCGCCGAAUCAUGACGCUGACCCGAUGGUUUCUGCAGAGGAGCUCAGCGAGGAGGAUCAGCAGUUGAAGAAUGAGCUUGAGAUGCUCGUCGAGCGGUUAAAGGAACCGGACACCUCGCUCUAUGGCCCGGCCUUGGACGCCAUCAAGAAUUUCAUCAAGACCUCGACCUCUUCCAUGACCGCCGUUCCGAAGCCUCUCAAAUUCCUCCGACCGCAUUACGAUGACCUGACAGCGCUCUACGAGAAGUGGGCAGCGGGCCCCGUGAAGGACUCGUUGGCCGAUAUGCUUUCCGUGCUCGGUAUGACCUACGGUGACGAAGAGAAGUUGGAGACGAUCAAAUACCGCCUACUGGCCAAGUCGGAGGACCUGGGCUCCUGGGGACACGAAUAUAUCAGACACCUGGCCCUGGAAAUCGGGCAAGAAUACCAGAACCGGUUGAACGCGGAGAAGGAAACUCAGGAUUUGGUCGACCUGGCGUUAUCGCUGGUACCCUACUUCCUGAGCCACAAUGCCGAAGCGGAUGCGGUUGAUCUUCUGAGCGAACUCGAGAUCAUCGAAGAAAUUCCGCGAUUUGUGGACGAGAACACAUACGCCCGAGUCUGCUUGUACAUGGUCAGCAUGGUCAACCUGCUCACCUACCCCGAAGAUCAGCAGUUCCUUCGGACGGCACACGAGAUUUAUGUGCGCUACAACAAGCUUUCUCAAGCGAUUGUGCUUGCCAUCCGUUUGAACGAUAUCGACCUCAUCAAGAGUGACUUCGACGCGACGACCGACGUUUCUCUCAAGAAACAGAUGGCGUUCCUGGUCGCUCGGCAACAGAUCUGGCUUGAUCCGCCGGCCGAGGACGAGGAGGGAGAGGCUCUGGCGGACUGUCUCAACAACACCUCUAUCCCGAAGCACUUCAAAUCUCUUGGAAAGGAGCUGAACGUUCUGGACCCCAAGAUGCCGGAGGAUAUCUACAAGACCCAUCUGGAGAGCAGUCGGGGAGCGGGACUCACCAACCUCGAUUCCGCACGACACAACUUGGCAAGUGCCUUUGUCAACUCGUUCGCCAAUGCCGGCUUCGGCAAUGAUAAAAUGAUGCUUGUUGAGGGUGACAAGGGCCCGUGGGUAUGGAAAACCAAGGAUGACGGUAUGCUCUCGACCACUGCUUCCUUAGGUAUGCUUCUGCACCGGGACGUCGAAGAUGGCCUGGACAAGAUCGAUAAGUUCACCUACGCAUCGGAGGACCAGGUCAAGGCCGGUGCGCUUCUUGCCAUUGGUAUUCUGAAUUCAGGUGUCCACAUUGACUCCGACCCUGCUCUUGCACUGUUGAGUGACCCCGACAACCUCGAAGCCAAGAACGUACCGAUGAGAGCCGCAUCGAUCAUGGGUCUUGGCCUAGCAUAUGCCGGUUCCAACAAGGAGGAACUUCUGGAGGUCCUCUUGCCAAUCGUGGAGGAUGCGUCCCUAGACAUGCAGCUCUCCGCCAUGGCAGCAGUCUCCCUGGGUCUCGUCUUCGUUGGCUCGUCAAACCACCAGGUGAGCGAAGCGAUCGCCACCACCCUGAUGGACGAGGAACGUCAGAAGCAACUCAAGGACAAGUGGACGCGUUUCAUGGCGCUUGGCCUGGCCCUCCUGUACUUCGGCCGACAAGAGGAAGUCGAUGUCAUCCUUGACAUCCUGAAGGCAGUUGACCACCCCAUGGCUAAGCCCACGUCCGUUCUCGCCUCGGUUUGCGCAUGGGCUGGUACUGGUACCGUGCUCAAGUUGCAGGAGCUCCUUCACAUCUGCAAUGACAUUAUUGAAGAGAAGGAGGAGAACAAGGGCGAUGAGCUUGUUCAGUCCUACGCGGUUCUGGGUCUGUCGCUCAUUGCCAUGGGUGAGGACGUGGGUCAAGACAUGAUCCUCCGCCAGUUCGGUCACCUCAUGCACUAUGGAUCAAGCAACAUUCGCCGAGCAGUGCCCCUGGCCAUGGGCUUGAUCAGCCCGAGCAACCCUCAGAUGAAGGUGUAUGAUACAUUGUCCCGCUACAGUCACGACAACGACAACGACGUUGCUAUUAACGCCAUCUUCGCCAUGGGUCUCUGCGGCGCUGGUACCAACAACGCCCGUUUGGCCCAGCUCCUCCGGCAAUUGGCCAGCUACUAUCACCGUGACCAGAACUCGCUGUUCAUGGUCCGUAUCGCGCAGGGUCUUUUGCACAUGGGCAAGGGCACCAUGACCCUCAACCCCUUCCACACCGACCGGCAGGUUCUCUCCCGCGUUUCGGCAGCCGGCUUGCUGACGGUGCUGGUGUCGCUCAUUGACGCCAAGCAAUUCAUCCUCGCCGAACACCACUACUUGCUCUACUUCCUCAUCACCGCCAUGUUCCCUCGCUUCCUCGUUACGCUCGAUGAGGACCUGCAGCCGCUGACAGUCAACGUCCGGGUCGGUCAGGCCGUGGACGUGGUCGGCCAGGCGGGUCGCCCGAAGACCAUCACUGGCUGGCAGACUCAGAGCACGCCGGUGCUCCUGGCACAUGGCGAGAGAGCCGAGCUGGAGGAUGAGCAGUAUAUCCCUCUGAGCAACACUCUUGAGGGCCUAGUUAUCUUGCGCAAGAAUCCGGACUGGGAAAAUACUGAAUAA